GUAGCCAUUUUUACCUAAACGAUGAUCCGGAUCGAUGAGACUAUCGAACAUCCUGACAUUACCCUUGUCUGUGCCGAACUCAGAGCGCGUGGAUGGAACGUGGUUUCCUGUGAUACUCUCGAUAGUAUGCGCACUUCAGAAAUGCGUACCAACCGCAUCCACUUGGUUCUAACUUGGAGAUGCGUGGAGCCAAACCUUUUUACUAGUCCAUCAGACAUGGAACCAAGAGUGGAGGCCAGUCUCGUGGCCAUAUUGCCAUUGUCAACCCAGUUAACAUGCUUACAGUAUCAUCAGAUGGUAAAACGAAUGGAAGGAAUCAAAGAAGAUGUAAUCCGUCGAAUUCAGCUACCUGCAGACAUUCUGGCCCUUGGAGUAACUCUUAGCACUGCCUCUUUCAGCAUCCAGCUGGCCUACUUGGAUUCGGAUGGGCGCGCACUCCUGCUGACUGCAUUCACUGGCAUCCAUCCGGUUGAGGACAAAAAACGUUUCGAAAGACACAAAUGACAGACACUCACCAGUACACUGUAUACUUCAAAC
This is a messenger RNA of Dicrocoelium dendriticum, 537 nucleotides long. Lineage: Eukaryota; Metazoa; Platyhelminthes; Trematoda; Plagiorchiida; Dicrocoeliidae. The record is from the annotation of a GenBank genome assembly.